AUGAACAAUGGAGUGUGCGCGGCGCAGGGCCCGGUCUACGUGAACCCCGGCUCCGGGGGCGGCCAGCCGGCUGCGGUGCAGAGCACGGGGUCGGCGCCACUGGUCACCCAGACGGUGUACGGGUUCCUCGACUUCACGACCACGAUCGGCAACACCGUCAUGAUCUUCUCGCCGCAGAGCGCCCCGCCGGCAGGAGCUGCGCCGAGCCCGAAGCAGACCACGAAGACGACCGUGAUCGAGACUCGACCGCCGACCACCAGCAGCGCAGCGCCGCCCGCGGCCAUCAAACCCAGCAAGACUGUCUCCAGCGACCCCACGUCGGACAAGAAGGCCCGACCAGCCUCCAACGUGGAGGUGCGCGUCGGCGCUCCGGCCACAGUCGUCUUCUCCAGCGUGGUCGAAGUGCGCAAGCCGGCCGCGUCCAGCAAGGUGCAGGUGCUGACCGGGCCCGCAUCCAGCGAGGUCCACGUCCAGAACAGGCCGCCCUCCAGCGUCGUCCACAUCGUCAAGGCGCCGGUGAGCAAGGUGGAGGUCCGCGGUCCCGCGCCGAGCGCCAGCCCUGUGCCGAGGCCCAAAUCGCCGCCCUCGAGCGUGGUCGAAGUGCGCGGCGGCGCCUCCAGCGUCGUCUUCUCGCCCGCGUCGCGGCCGCCCCCGCAGCUGCUGUCCUCCGUGGUCGAGGUGCUCUCCAGCUCCUCCAGCGACGACGAGCCGGCGCUCCUGCUCGGCGACAACGCCCUAGAGCCCGAGUACGACUUCCUCUCCAGGCAGCCCUCGGAGGUCGUCGACGAGACCUAUAAGGUGAUCAACUUGAAACCCAGCAGCAAGUUCCACCUGAAGGGACGCCAGUCGUCGAGCGUGCACCCGAACCACAAGUCGUCGAGCAAGCACGUGCUCGUCAGCUCGACGCGGCCAGGCUCGUCACCCAAGGUGCGGCCGACGCCCGUUUCGUCCUCUGCGCGCAUCCUCAAGACGGCGGCGCCGCGUCCGCGCCCUCAGGCGCAGCAGCUGGAGCCGACGCCGGUGGCCGGCACGCUGGCCGACGAGACGGCCGCCCUGCCCCUGGAGGCGCUCUUCAGCUCGGCGCCGGGCCUCACCCGCAACCAGCGCCGGCCGGCGCACCACCGACCGGGCAAGCACGACGAGGCCGCCGACGAGGCGCACGUCGCCCCCAGCGCCGCCCACGGCAGCCACGGCAAGCACGGCAAGAAGCACUCCUCCGCCCGCCAGCAGGCCGCCAGCGCCGUCAGGCCCACAUCCACCCAGAGGUCCGGCUUCCGCUCCACCAAGACAGGGUCGGGUAACAGCCGCUACUCGAGGCCCGAGGUGUCGACCGUGUCGGUGGUGCACGAGACCAGCACAGUGGCGGCGGGGCGCCGCGGGCAGAACCGCGACGCGGGGGCGGCCGCGUCCUCCGCGGCAGAGCACGCCUCCGCCGGCACCAGCGUGUACAAAUUCAAGCUGAACCGGCCGAGCGGCCGCUGGCAGUACAAGACGACGCCCAAGCCGCGCGUCACCAUCCGGCGCGGCCAGCAGGAGGACGAGGAGAACGGCGUGGCACCGGCCCAGCUGCCGCCGCUGCAGCCCGAGCCGCAGGCACUCUCGAGGGCCGACACCGACGCCGACCACGACCUGGAAGGACCGUUGCCCCAGGGCGAGACGGAGCAGCAGCUGGCGUCUGAGGACAGGGCGACACUGGUCUCCAACCCAGACGGAGACGCCUCCCCACCAGUCGCCGAGACCAUCAAAGUCGAGAUUUCCACUCCCGCUGACUUCAGGGACGUCUACUACGAGAUAGCCACCAUCAAAUCGCCGUACACAUUCCAGGUGGGCACGGUGCGCAACACGCGCUUCAUCACGGUGACGUCGACGUUCGAGCGCCUGCUGGAGCCCAGCAAGACGGAGGCGCCCGGCACUGCGCCUGGAGGCGUGCCGACGGCGGCGCCCGCCCCCGCGCCGGAGAACAUCCUCUCGCUGGAGGGCAGCCUGCCGCUGGAGGCGGGCAUGGCCACGCUGCCCGUGCUGACGCUGUCGCCCGGCACCGAGACGCCGCCGCUGCACACCACCACCGAGACCUUCAGCACGACCACGCUGCUGCUCAAGACGCACGUCCUGCCCAUCGUCGCCCCUGCCGGCAACACCACCAGCAGGUACACGCUGGUGCAGUCGUACCAGGUGACGCGUCACGUGACUGCGACACGCACGCUGCCGCCGACGCACCUCUUCCAGUUCGAGGCGAGCCGCGCGCUCACCGACCUGAGCUCGCACCUCGAGGAGGCGGGCUCCGAGCUGCACCUCGAGCUCGACCUGUCCGACAACCACCAGCAGGACGGGCAGCUGGGCCGCGAGGACCACGCGCGGCCCAAGAAGGCGCCCACGCCCGCGCUGCUGCUCGACGCCGCCAACAACCCACCUCCGCAGCCGCAGCUGACUCCGGAGCAGCUACAGCAGCUGGCUCUGCUGCGCUACCUCAACCCCGGCGCGGCGGCGGCGCUGCCGCAGGUGGUGACCACGUCGCGGCCCGUUCUGCGCAUCGAGACGAUCUUCGACUCGCACGUGGUGCCCGUGUACGACGGGCAGAGCACCGUCUUCAGCACGAUCCGCCGGCCCGUGGCCACCGUCAGCAAGACCGAGUUCGAGUACGGCACCGCCACGGUGGCGCCGCAAGCGCCCGCGCCGCAGCCGCCGCCGCUCAACCCGCUCAACCCUCUGGCGCCGUUCAACCCGCUCAACCCGCUGCAACCGCAACAACAGUUCGCAGUCACCUCGACGCCAGUUGUCACGCAAACGGUGGUCACCGAGACCGAGAGCAAGAUCCUGAAACUGACGUUCGGCGCAAAGACGGCGUACACGACCCUGACGUCGACGCGCGUCGUGCCGACGCUGCUGACGACGUACGUGACGACGUCCGUUCCCGUCCAGGCGACGGCGCCGCCGGCCGCCGCUUUCCCGGGAUUCUUCCCGUCGCCGUACGCACAGUUCCCGUUCGUCGGCUGA
This is a messenger RNA of Schistocerca piceifrons (Central American locust), 2994 nucleotides long. RefSeq names its product mucin-3A. The record is from RefSeq and is a predicted model, not a curated record. Lineage: Eukaryota; Metazoa; Arthropoda; Insecta; Orthoptera; Acrididae. The coding region runs from base 1 to 2994 and encodes 997 amino acids. The transcript has 14 exons.